Lycium barbarum (goji berry) is the source of this 1390-nucleotide messenger RNA. Its product is annotated as transcription factor bHLH30-like. Gene Ontology annotation, biological process: regulation of DNA-templated transcription. Gene Ontology annotation, molecular function: DNA-binding transcription factor activity; protein dimerization activity. The transcript has 2 exons. The coding region runs from base 290 to 1060 and encodes 256 amino acids. NCBI's taxonomy places the organism in Eukaryota, Viridiplantae, Streptophyta, Magnoliopsida, Solanales, Solanaceae. The record is from RefSeq and is a predicted model, not a curated record.
CACACACACACUACUACUACUAUAAAAAACCAAAGUUAUCUCAGUUUCUCACUUGCUCAUACCACUACAAAACUCACAAAAUUUAGUAAAGGAAAAAAACCCAACUCAAAGUUAAAAGAUAAAAAAACUUCAGUCAAAUCAACAAAAUUUUGACUGAAGAAUAUUUGUCAAAGAAUCUCCAGAACAUUUUUCAGAAAACCUCUUAAUCAACAAUCUUUUUUACAUAUAUCAUCAUCAUAUAUUCUUCCUUUUCUCAUCAAGAUUCCACCUUUAACUUUUAAAAAAAAAGAUGUAUCAAAUUCCAAGUUUUUAUGAACUAGGAAGCACAUGUUCAGAUUCAUACAAUAAUUUUCUUCAUGGGAUAAUAAACUCAUCAUCGGGUGAAAUGUUUAAUAAUGUGGAAAGUUCAAGUGUUAGUCCAAGAUCAAUGGCUGAAGCUAAAGCAAUUGCAGCUAAUAAGAGUCAUAGUGAAGCUGAAAGAAGGAGAAGAAAAAGAAUCAAUGGCCAUCUUGCUACUCUACGAACCCUUCUUCCUAACACUGUCAAAACAGACAAGGCAUCUUUACUAGCAGAGGCAGUAAGGUGUGUGAGAGAGCUAAAAAAGACGACAUCAGAACUAGGAGUAACAACAAUGUCCGACGACGACGACAAUGACGAUGAUCACACAACAUUAGUGAAGAAAUUAAUGUUUCCAAGUGAAUCAGACGAAUUAAACAUAAGUUACUGCAAUAAUAGUAGUGAUUCUGAUGGAACAUUAAUAAUAAAAGCAUCAAUGUGUUGUGAGGACAGGCCAGAAAUUAUGAUGGAUUUAAGAAGGGCAUUGAGUACUGUACAAGGGAAAGUGGUUAGAGCUGAAAUGUCAACAGUUGGAGGAAGAAUUAAGUGUGUUUUGUGGCUAGAAAUGUUAGAAAGUGGGUGCAAAGAAGGGCUAUUAGUGCAAUUGAGAAGAGCAUUGAAAGUGGUUAUGGACAAGGCUAAUUUUGGCCCACAAAAUAUGGGCCAGGAUUUGUUGGGGAACAAACGUCCUCGUUUAUUAGGGGGACCAAUGAAUUAUGUUUGAAAAGUUGGACAACUCUAGCGAGACAAAGAUUUGUGGACAUUAUGAUGAGAGAGUGCAGAAUGAUGUUAAUUGUGGCAAAGAAAAGGUAAUAGGGGUUAAUUUUAGUUUCCUUUUUUGUGAGUUUGUUUGUCGUUUUGUUUGUCUUGUUCUUUGAGUGUUUUUGUAUAAUUCUUUUUUCUUCUUUGGAUUUGAGUUAAGUGAGUUUUUGCCUAUCCUACUUGGAUUUUGGAGUAGCACUUAAUUAAGUUGUACUUAAUCCUAAUGUAGAUGGAGUUUUAUGAGUAAAAAUGGCGUCAGCUGGCUACAUUUUAGUCCGCUUUUUAAUGUUCA